Messenger RNA from Malassezia globosa CBS 7966, 1929 nucleotides. RefSeq lists its product as uncharacterized. Bases 1 to 1929 code for a protein of 642 amino acids. Gene Ontology annotation, cellular component: plasma membrane; basolateral plasma membrane. The transcript has a single exon. The record is from RefSeq and is a predicted model, not a curated record. NCBI's taxonomy places the organism in Eukaryota, Fungi, Basidiomycota, Malasseziomycetes, Malasseziales, Malasseziaceae. Gene Ontology annotation, biological process: monoatomic anion transport; transmembrane transport; monoatomic ion homeostasis. Gene Ontology annotation, molecular function: solute:inorganic anion antiporter activity.
AUGAGUGCGCAUAGCGCAUGGACUUCCAGCAGAGGCCCACAUGUGGAUGAAAAUGUCGUUCUGAGGCAUGCUGAACCAGGCGAACUAGCUGAGGAGAAACCUUUCACAGAUGCUAGGGGCGUGAACGCAGAGCUCAAUGACAACAAAAACUCAGAAGAUCGGCAGGCAUGGCAUGAAACCCCAUGGUCACAACGCUCAUGGCUCUAUGAGCUGCGUCCUUUCCGCGGAAUGUGGUCAGAUGUACGGAGACGUGCGCCUUAUUACGCGUCCGACUGGACUGAUGCACUCAAGCCAUCGAAUGUACUUACCGUGGCAACAAGCGUUGUGCGAAUUUUUUUCAUCAAUCUCAUGCCUGCAUUGGCAUACGUGUUAGACAUGUAUGAGCGUACAGAUCACAGCUAUGGUGUCAAUGAAGUGAUCCUAGCCUCGGCUCUUGCGGCAAUCGUGUUUUCUGUGUUCAGCGUGCAACCACUGACGUUUGUGGGGGUGACAGGCCUAACAGAUCUCAUGAAUUACACCAUUUAUAACAUAUUCCACGAUCACUACGGAUUUGAUCAGAUCAAGUAUCUUCGGCUGCAGGCAUGGGUGCUUAUUUGGGCGGCUGGGUUUCAUUUCCUCAUUGCAAUGUUUAAUUUGUGCGAUUUGACGCGCUUCAUCACGGAAAUGACUAGCGACACAUUUGGACUGUAUGUCGGUGUAAUUUAUGUUGAAAAGGGUAUCGAGCAGCUGAUUCUCGAGUUUUCGCUGCCAGAUCACGACAAUGCCACGGGAUGGCUGUCGGUGACGAUAGCAGUGUUGUUUUGCGUGUCCGUAUACUACUUGACACUCGUGGGCUCGUCGACGUACCUUACAUUCCAGCUCCGCCGGCUUGUCGGUUCGCUGGCUUUUGUAGCAGGCUGCCUGUUCUGGACAGGGUUCUCGCAUUUUCCCAAGCAUUCGUUGAACGAAGUGCCGGUCUCGCAGUUGCCUAUCACCCGCAGCUUUUUUCCGACAUUGGACCGAGGAUGGAUUGUCGAUUUUUGGCACAUCGAGGUCCGUUGGGUAUUUAUUGCUGCACCACUAGGUCUGAUGGUUAUGCUCUUGUUUUUCUUUGACCAUAAUGUGUCGAGUGUAAUGGCUCAAGCACGCAAGUUUCCGAUCCGGAAACCAGCCGGCUUUCAUUGGGACUUUUUUCUUCUGGGCAUCACGACGCUUGUCUCAGGUCUUAUGGGCUUGCCCGUACCGAACGGACUGGUACCGCAAGCGCCUGAUCAUACAGACUCACUGUCGCUGUAUGAACAAGUCAUACUCCAUGACGUUGAAAAGGAGAAACAGCAAUUUGGUGAACACACUACGGAGCCUAUGCAUCAUACGAGCGGAGAUGCAUCGAUCUUGCACGUCACUUACUUUCCUCGUGUGCGCACUUUACGUGUCGUUGAACAACGUUUGAGCCAUCUCGUUAUAGGGCUUCUGACGCUUGGCGCAAUGUCGCGUCCUGUCCUUGUCGCUUUAGGGACGAUGCCCCGUGCAGUAUUUGCUGGAGUGUUCUUGCUAGUCGGAUGGGCAUCUAUCGAAUCUAAUCCGAUUGUGACUCGGACACUCUCGUUGCUGCGAGAUACGUCAGCGCUUGCACCAACGCUCCGACCCCAAGUCAGGCGAGUGACACUUGCCCUGUUUGUCGGCAUUCAGUGGGCGUUUUUUGGCCUCACUAUGGCAAUCUCACAAACUAUAGCGGCUAUCGGCUUUCCUAUCAUCAUCCUUCUAAUGAUUCCAUGCCGUGUAUAUGUGGUACCGAAACUAUUCUCUGGGAAAGAUUUGGCCUUGCUGGAUGCCCCCACUGCAAAUGCACCUGCCGUCAUGGUUUCGUUAGGGCCGAACGAAGCUGAGAUCGACACAGAGUCGGACGACAAGCCGAAACCAGCUCCCUCGAAACACCAAGGCAUAGCUUGA